Bipolaris victoriae FI3 is the source of this 1584-nucleotide messenger RNA. RefSeq lists its product as hypothetical. The transcript has a single exon. The coding region runs from base 1 to 1584 and encodes 527 amino acids. The record is from RefSeq and is a predicted model, not a curated record. NCBI's taxonomy places the organism in Eukaryota, Fungi, Ascomycota, Dothideomycetes, Pleosporales, Pleosporaceae.
AUGCCUGCCUCCCUCAGCCAACAAAAGUCAAAUAACACGUAUCGUGAGCGGAUAAAAGCGCACGCUAUGGCAGGGUUUUGUGCUUUCAGUCUCUCGUGUUAUGAGAACCCUGGAGGCCACACUCUGUGCAAAGAUCAUCGCGAGCGUCGAGUUAGGCAGGCAAGAGCAAGGCGUGCCGAUAAACUGUCCCAGCGCGCUGCGAUAAACAGUCUUGGCAGUCUGAAUGACAAUCUCAACGUGGCGCACCGAUCUUUAUUGGUUUCGCAAGCAGCAGCGCCCACACGCUCCCUCCGUGCACCAUAUGCGUCUUGGGACAAGCUGAUAUGGGUUUCUUUCCCUGACACAAAACCACUCAAAGAAACCGCUACUCUCGCUCUCCAGGUUUUCCGUGACGAUCGCAAAAGUCUUGGUCACGAUCCCUGGCUGGAACAAGCCGAUUCAAUGAAUUUGCGCAACACAGUCACACCGAUGGGCAAUGAAGGCUGGUAUAUACAUCAGGGUCUGGUCACGCUUUUAGCCACAAAAGCGAAAGCAGGGAAUACGUUUUCCAUCGAAGCGCAUACAUGGGACUGGCUAGCCCCAUUUCCGCGGAAUCUGCUAUCCCGUUCCUGUACAGAUGAAAGCGAAAAGUCGCUACGCACUGUACUGUUCCUGCACUGGACCACAAACGAGCCCACCAACCCUACCCUUAACACAGUCUACAGAGUAGUACGCCUGCUGAAACCCAUCCAUCCAACAUCAUUCCGGGUUUACCCGAAUGAGGACGAAGCGCGGCAGGAGAUGGACAAGCUAGGGGACAUCCGGGCCUUAGAUGAUGUGGCUCAGUCAUCUUCAGAAGAGUUCUCAUAUCGGCCCAUGACAUGUUUUGGUUAUGGUCCAUGCAAGCUCCAGAACUACGAGAAAACAGUACACAAAAGAACCCAGAGUGGCUGCGCUGCGCACGUCCAUGUUCGGGAGCGUGGAGAGCAAUAUCAACUUACCUGUGAUCGAGAGACGCAUGCAUCAGAAACCCAAUCGCAGAGAGAUGGAUGUCGGAAAAACAAAUCACGGAAAACAGGGAAGUCGUCCAAAACGCCAGCAGAUGGUGCCGACCAUUCGGCACAUUGGUUCCACCAAGAAUUCGUUCCAUCACUCCCAAGUUGCGAGUUCAGAGUUUUUAUUGCCACUGUACCAAGCAAGAAGGGUAUUCGAGGACGCAUUGGUCAGGUUUUUGCCAUUGCAAAGACUUCGUUCAAUAAAGAGACUCAAGAACUUGCAGCACGAGAGUUUAUCCCAGCAGACCUAGAGCCCGCACUAACACGAUCGGAUCUCGUUCGAUUCGCGCUGUUCGUUUUUGAAGAGCUACGUGCGCGGUCCGACAGCAUGGUCGUCUUUGAGUCUCUCGAGGUGGGCGUUCGCCUCGACAUCGGCGUUGCAGACAACGGAAUUGUUGGCAAGUCGUUCUUUGUGAAUGAGAUCACAAGGUGGUACGGAGCCCACUACUUUUCCAACAAUAUCUGCGCAGAACCGAAGACACAAAUCUGCAACGCGUUUGCUUCUGCCUUCAGCGUGUUUCUUAGUGGUGGUACAGGGAGUGAAUCCUAG